Lachancea dasiensis is the source of this 3087-nucleotide messenger RNA. NCBI's taxonomy places the organism in Eukaryota, Fungi, Ascomycota, Saccharomycetes, Saccharomycetales, Saccharomycetaceae. The record is from the annotation of a GenBank genome assembly.
AUGGAUGUCCUUUCUAUUCUCAAGGAGAAUGAAAUAACGGGAGACAACUCAAAACUAUAUGAAGGGCUCUGGUCCUGCCUAAAACAGGAUCGGAGCCAAAUACACGCAAUUGUGAGCAACCCGACAGUUCUAGAGGAAAUUCAAAUGUUGGAGGACUGUUUGACUUCAACUAUUGUGGAGAAACGCCUGAUAGCUUUGAGUGCAUUGAGCUUCGGGCCUAUGCUGAAGAAAGCUAGUGGCGUUGCGUCUGAUGCAAUCUUUAGGGCAGCCAUUGACACCAUCUUAAAAACAGCGAAUGAUUCGCACGCGAUUAAUGUCUGUUUAUGCACUCUAAACUCUGUGCUUGCAAUUGCGGAAGGGACAGUUGACCUUGCUCUCUUUUUAGGUGAUCUUACGUUCCUCGAAGUUUCUGCAACAUUUCCCGAGAACGCAAUGACAUUGGUAGACUUCGCUUUCUUGGCAUUGACGCACCCGUGGCUCUCUCAGUGCAAUGCAGAAAAACUAUUUAAGAAAUUGUACUGCUCCGGAAUAUUUUGGUGGCUGCGAGAUAAUCUGGUUUUGUACAAGAAACUUGAUUUUCUGGAACUUAUUUUCUUUCCCACUUUCAGGGCGGUUUUCUCCUCCCAAAUCGAGGCUCUUCAAGGGACGUUGCGCUCGCAGGACCUUUUCAAAAAUUUACAAUAUUGUAAUGUCUUUGAAUUUCCACGUCUUCUGCCAUUACCUUCGUUGGCUUCACAUGAGAAUAUUAUUGAAUGUUUAAUAGUGCCAUCGACAAUGUUCAAAAACAAAUCUCCCAGUCAAAUAAUAAAGUACUUCACUACGCCUCCCAAAAAUCCUGACCAAUUCUGGCCGCAUCUGUUCUGCGACCGUCUUAAUCGAGGAGAAAUGUGGAUAAGCCCUUCUCGGAACAUGUAUCUUCAUGCUCUCAAGGUCUUCCUCCAUGAGUUCACCCAUUUUGAGUCUGAAAUCCGGUCAUUUUCCGACUUGGUGAGGUCCAGAUUCACGGACGCUGGUGGACAAAUGGAAGGCACCAGCAAAUACGCCACAGGGGAAUUUCAUUGUUCUGUAGAUGAAGAACGCAAGUUGGCCAAUAUCAAAAUUCCAAAAGCGGCAAUACAAAAACCAGGAGAGUCAAACACGCAAUGGAACAGCCUUCAAGGACGAAUGCUGUUGAUGAUAAUGAGAGACGGGUCGUGCUUGUCUUCUGAAAUUAAGAAGGUCACUAAAGAGCCCAAUUUCAUUGUUGUUCAGAUUCAAGUCGAAGGAUCGUUCUCUAAAGAGGAUUUCGUCAUCGCUUCUGUUUUAAACUCAAGACUAGACGAGAAAAUGCUAUUUUUGAACGAUAUACUAAACAGGGCCCUAGACAACGAGCAUCUGUGGUCAGGCACACAAAUGUCGAACAUGAUUACAAAAUCAGAAGUGGAUGAGGUUCUAUGCGUCGACGUGUUCCAAACGGUAGAUCAGGUUGAAAAUGUUAUACAAACGAAGCAACACAAUACUGAGCAUGCGCGAAAGAAGAGACAUUUGGAUAAUCUAACAUGCGCAAUAAAAGUAAAUUUCAGUGGCAAAUGGUCGUUGGCCGAUGCAUUCAGAACCUCGGGACACCGAAAUUUCACAACGGAGCAAAUUGAGUACAUCCUACGGGCACUGAGGGAAAGCGUCAGUUUUAUUGAUGGUGAUGUUGGUACAGGAAAGUCAACCAUCGUGGCAAACAUCGUAGAUAAUAUUUAUGUGAAUGCCCGUUAUGAUGACUUAAGAAGUCGGACAAUUAUAGUCUGCGAUACGGAAGAAACUUGCACGAAACUGCAAGGUCUUUUGAACCAUAUACCGAAAACAUCGAUUGUCCAAUGUUCGGAUAAUGUUAUUGCUAUGAGGGAUGCAAAAAAGGCUCAAAUUAGUGGACUGCUCGCCCAAGUUCAAGAAGUGGCUGUUAAGUUGAAUAUUCCAGGAGAUCACUCUUCAACUAUAAAAGCUGCACAAUCCUUUUUUCAACAUUUCUUGUAUCCUCUUCUCCAAGAAACUAUGAUAGGUAAUUCUGACGAAGACCUCUCUCAUUGUCCCAUUUUGAGCUUAGAAAGCUGCGUCGAAGGCAACGCAGAUUUGGAUCAGAAAAUCCAGGCGAUAUGCUUCGAGCUAGGAAAUCUUUUUGAGCAGCUUGACAGGUGGAGCGCCCUUUUUCUUCCUGGGAAUAACUCCAAGGCGUUAUGGAUUUGUAGCGAUUUAAUCCUGUUGAGCAAAAGUCAGCUAGCGAAGCCAUAUGCUAAGGCACUUUUUGAAACGGACUCAAUGCAUAACCUGAUAAUUUGUAAUGCCGAGUGGUUUCAACCUUCGGAAAUAUGGCUAGCAUUGAGCAUGCAAACUCAGUGGCAGAAGCUGGUAAUCACAGGUGACUAUCUGAGUCGGCCAAUUCCGUAUGUGCUUCAGCAAUUUGCUGUAAAAUGGAACCCAGAGCCCCGGUUAUCAAAAGUAUUUGAUACCAACUUGGAAAUUUUGAAGCUUCGCUUUCCGGAUUUUGUCAUCCAGGGGUCGCAAGUUACCGGCCUUCAACAUCCCUUCCAAGUUGUUAAAUCCCCAGGCAUUGGCAUAGGACCUAAUGGCGUGAAUUGGGACGAAGCUGAAUAUUGCGUUUUCUUGUAUUUCCUGCUGCGAAAAAUGGGGUACCCUUCAAAUUUGAUUAGCAUCUUGACAAUCUCUCCAUACCAAAAGCACGCGGUGGAUACGGAACUACAAAGCUGUUUACAGAGCUCCUCGCUAAAGAGUUUGGCAGCACCGGGAAGCAUCGGGAGCUUGGAUCAAAAUUUAUCUCACAGAAAUGAUAUUAUCAUUGUUUCAACUUCUGGGCUCUCAUAUGAUACAAGAUUUUUAUCUCGGAUCGCGAAGCGCGCGCUUCUCAUUCUGGACCAUAACGCAACUAGUCCUCUUGCAAUAGUAAGCAAUGAAAAGUAUCCCAAUACCGGCCCUAGAGAUCAACACAACAUGGAAACUAUACAUGAUCUCAACCACUUAAAGGCAUCGGUCAAGCCAAACAAGAAUCAAUCUAAAGCGGCCAGAUCAGCAGCUAAGCUCACAGUACCUCACUCUCAGUGA